Messenger RNA from Cervus elaphus (red deer), 4459 nucleotides. RefSeq names its product pleckstrin homology domain containing A3 (gene PLEKHA3). The transcript has 8 exons. The record is from RefSeq and is a predicted model, not a curated record. The coding region runs from base 881 to 1783 and encodes 300 amino acids. Gene Ontology annotation, biological process: endosome organization; receptor recycling; retrograde transport, endosome to Golgi. Gene Ontology annotation, cellular component: trans-Golgi network; recycling endosome; early endosome. NCBI's taxonomy places the organism in Eukaryota, Metazoa, Chordata, Mammalia, Artiodactyla, Cervidae.
ACACCGCCUUCCUAGGAGAUAAUUUCUCACAUCCCCCGAAUAUGAUGUGAAGAAGAUGCGAAGUUAACAUAAAUAGGAAGUCUUUUAUUUUAUUUUUUGAAAAGCAACCGCCGGAGGGACCGGAGGCUCAAUUACAGGAAAACCUGAGAGGCCUAAAUCAGCGCCUGACAGACGAAUGCGCUGGGGGCUAGUCCUCGGGUUGGCCUGGGGGCUGCGCGCGCAGUGGAGUCUGCGUGCGCUAGUCCUGGGCCCCGAGGCUUAGGCCCCAGGAUACCGGGGAGCGGUCGGCCCAGGAAUCAGCGUCCGGGAUGAGAGUGGGAUCCCGUAGGACGCCAGCCGAGGGUCUGUAGGAGAAUGAGGAGGAGUCAGGGCUCUGGCCCGCCCUCUUGGCGUAGCCUUUGGCUCGGCGAAGGGGCCGUAGGCCGCGCCCGCUCCUUCAGCCCCGCCGGCGGGGAGGGGUUUCCCAGGACGCGCCGGCCCCUUUCAUCCAGGAAGUGAAAGCGACGUCGGGGUCAAUGAAAAUAAACGGGGAACCCGGGGUGGAAGGAAGGCGGGCUAGAAGGAGGGAGCGCUCGGCAGCGGAAACGCGAACGGGAGGCUGGCCGGGGUCGCGAUUUUGCUGCCGCUUCAUCCGGGGCUAGCCCGGGGAUGUCUGCGCCCACGUCUCGAGGCCCCCGAGCUCCACGUAGCGGCCGCCGUCCGGGCCUUUGAGGGCCGCCACGUCCCUGCGGCGCGCGCGGCCUGAGGGCGGCUCGGUGCCGGCUGGGGGCGCCGGGGGCGGGGCCCGGGCGGGCGGGGAGGGGUUGCCCAGGCUCUGCGUUUCCCCCAUCACUUCGGCCGGCGCUGGGCCGGGAGGAUGCGCGGCGCAGGGCUGUGAAGCAUGGAGGGGGUUCUCUACAAGUGGACCAACUAUCUCACGGGUUGGCAGCCUCGUUGGUUUGUUUUAGAUAAUGGAAUCCUAUCCUACUAUGAUUCUCAAGAUGACGUUUGCAAGGGGAGCAAAGGAAGUAUAAAGAUGGCAGUUUGUGAAAUUAAAGUCCAUUCAGCUGACAACACAAGAAUGGAAUUAAUCAUUCCAGGAGAGCAGCAUUUCUACAUGAAGGCAGUGAAUGCAGCUGAGAGACAGAGGUGGCUGGUUGCUCUGGGGAGCUCCAAAGCCUGUUUGACUGAUACAAGGACUAAAAAAGAAAAAGAAAUAAGUGAAACCAGUGAGUCUCUGAAAACCAAAAUGUCUGAACUUCGCCUCUACUGUGACCUCCUAAUGAAGCAAGUUCAUACGAUCCAGGAAUUUGUUCACCAUGAUGAGAGUCAUUCAUCGCUCAGCAUAGAGAACAUGAAUGAAGCCUCUUCUCUCCUUAGUGCCACGUGUAAUACGUUCAUCACGACGCUUGAGGAAUGUGUGAAGAUAGCGAAUGCCAAGUUUAAACCCGAGAUGUUUCAGCUGUCCCAUCCGGAUCCCUUAGUUUCUCCUGUGUCGCCUUCCCCUGUUCAAAUGAUGAAGCGUUCUGUUAGCCAUCCUGGUUCUUGCAGUACAGAGAGGAGUAGCCACUCUAUAAAAGAACCAGUGUCUUCACUUCACCGACUCUCCCAGCGACGCCGAAGAACCUACUCAGAUACAGACUCUUGUAAUGAUGUUCCUCUUGAAGACCCAGAUAGACCUGUUCACUGUUCAAGAAAUACACUUAAUGGAGAUUUGGCGUCAGCAACAAUUCCUGAAGAAAGCAGAUUUAUGGCCAAAAAAAAAUCUGAAUCAGAAGAUCCUCUUCUAUCCUUCUCUUCCUGAGGAAACGGAAGUGUCCAACUUCCGCUAAGUAUUGCUAUGCAAAAGCUGCUGUAAUUAAACUAUGUUAUAGGGAGUAGUUUUUCCCUUAGGAUUUCUCUGCACUUUAUAGAAUAUUGUAAAACAAACAAAAAAACAACCCACAUACCUUUGAAGUGUAUUUUAUCUUUAUAUAGUUUAUUUGCAAGAGUAUUUUCCUAAUAACUUCACAGUAUGAAUGUGCAUCUGUUUUUUUCUUUUUUUUUUUUAAACAAAUGAUGGUGUAACAUUUUGACAUCCAUGAGGAAAAAUGUAGAUAUUUUUCUAAAAAACUGUGAGGGACUGACAGCUUAGUCAGUGUGUAUUGUAGCUUAUAAACAUGAAAUCUUAUAAACCUAAGGUUUCAGUUUGACAGAAGUGUGAUAUAUGUAACUUGUGCCAUGGACCAAAUGGUCACUUUACCCCAGCUGAAAUGAGUUACGGUUGCAGCUUGAUGGUGUUUGUAUUAUAUUCCUUUAAGCAAAAAGGAAACAUUUAAUAUUUGAGAUAUUUUUACCCCAGAUACUAUGACAUUGAGGAUUUUAAAAAAACCAGACUGUGCUGUCCUUCAUAUAUGAAGUUGACACUACUGAUUUAUCAAUACCAAAUGUUGUGUUAAAGUAUUUAAUUUUUACUUAUUUAUUUUUCUGUUGCAUCAAAAAAAAAAGAUUGCAUCCUAACUUUUAUGACCUACCAAAUUUAAGAUGUGUGUACAUUGUUAUUUACUUUGUCAUAGAAAGAAGUUAAUGUUUGUAGGGACCUUGCUCACUUCACCAGAGAAAUAAAUGACUUGCAAUGGAAGAGGAUUUUAGUGCUUUUUUCCCAGAAUAGACAUUAUUAAGCUACUGUUGUAAGGUAUUGAUAUUUGCAGCUCUUUAGAAUAUCUAGACUUUUUAAAUUUAUGAAUAUUUAUAAAAAAAGGAAUCUGUCAAGGCGACUGCCCUAUGUAACUUGAGAAUGGCAUUAUUUAAAGAACAAAUAGCAUUUUUUGGUAGUGCCUGUCCAUGCCGUCAGUGUUUGCCUUGUAAACUGUUUUUUCCAUUCACUUUGGAGUGACGGUUUUGUCCAAGGUUUUAGAUGAGGAGCACUUUAAAACAAACUGGUUUGGUGUUUUUAAGUUAAUCAUAUGUUUAAUAAAUAUGUGGUUUUUGCAUUCAAACUCAUCAUAUAAUACAUUGUAUUUUUUACAUUUAUUGAUAGUUUGUCUAAUCUUUAUCAAAUGGUAAUAAUAUUCUUUACUGCUUUGAUUUUGUUUGUAUAUUUAGACCUCAUAGUAAAUGCACAAGUAAGGCAUAUUUUUAGCUUUUUUGCCUGUGAGCUUAGAAUGUUAUGUCCUAUUUCAUUUUGAAUUUCUCUUGUAAGUUUAUGUGGGAAUUGUUUUAAAAGAUUUGUUUAAAAUAUUUUUUAAACAAAUUAAAAAAAUAUUUGUUAUUUCCUUAUUAAAAUAAGUCUGUAUUUAUCGGCUUUCUUAAGUUUAAAGUGGACAUAAACAAUCUAUACACAUUAAUAUCCAUUUAGAUAAACUGUAUGCUACUUAAAGUACUUGAAAUUUUAAAUAGCACACAGGUCAUUAGACUAUAUUAGGAGGAAUCUUUUUCUGCUCAUGUACUUCAUAUGUCUAGUUUGAGAAAAAAGAAGUUUGAUAAUAUAGUAAGUUUUCAUGUUGAGUGAGUUAUCAGGUUUUGGGCUUCUUUUUUUAUUUUUUGUAAUAGGCAUGAGUAAUGAUAAGACCAUGGAGAUCAAGGUGCUACUACUGACUGUGGGAGUUUUUCUAGUAGUUUUUUUUUCUUUUUUUUUAAAUCAAUAGGUUUAUAAUGGAAACACUAUAACAAAGCUUUUGAACUCAUGGAAAAUAAAUCCAUUUUCUAUUGCUUUAUCCAAAAAUAUGAGUUCCUGAACAGUUUUCUGUAAAUAUUUUUAAAAAUAAAAUACAGUUACUUCUGACUCAUAUCAUUUUUUCUCCUUGAAGCAGGUGCUUUGAACAAGUUUGCUGUAUUCCUAAAUAUGGAUUUUAUUGUGACUGGAAUCAACUCAUUUGUGAAAUCUUUUUUUUUUUUUUUUAAGGGAAUAUCAAUGUAUCUGGAAUUACAUAGGUUUUGACCAGUAAGUUGGUAUCAUGAAGCAAAGCUUCAGGGAACCUUGCAUUUUGAGGAGCCCAAUGUAUUUUCAAGGGUGCCUGACUUUUCUGAAUCUUAAGAAAAAGAUGAACCAAAUAAGAAAAAUUUCAUAAGAAUUUUAGUUUGUGAUGAUUUUUGUAGUGUCUAAUUAUUGGUUGUUCUUGUUUUACUUUAUCUAGGCCUUAGGGUUGAGAAAUUUGGAGACUCUUGUAUAUCAGCGAUCUUCUAAGCAGAACCAGUGCUUGCUUUCUGUUGUGUAGGAACCCAAGGCUUCUAUGCUUAAAAUAACUUUCCAUGAGAGUUCUUUUGUAAGUGGACCAACUUUGAACUUUGUUAUAUUACACUGAAUUCUUGUAUUAUCUUCAGUCAGGACUAGUCCAGAAAUGGAUGCUAUUUAAACUUAAAUUCUAAGGCAAGAGAUCUUCAUUUUGACAAUUUCCGUGGAACCUUUCACCUUGAACUGUAGGUUUUCACUAUAUGUUAUUAUAAUUAGUGUUUAGAAGUUAUCAUAAGAUCUCAGGAAAUACAGUCUUGUAAUAUGUGA